CUAGCUUCUGGAGUGCUGCGGGGAGAGCGAGCCCGGGGCUUCCAGCAGGCUAAGCAAGCACUCCACUAACAGCUAUUUUUAAAAUCAUUUAGGAACUAAUAAUGCUGUUCCCAUCUACCUCUCUUCUCUCCCUUUUCCUUUUUCUCCCCCUUGUCUCUCCCAAUAAAUGGGGGGAGGAAAACCUUGUGGGGAACACGUGACAUGGAAGCUCCACUUCAGCUUUUUGGUAAAUCUAUUUUCUUCCCAAUUUAGAGGACAGCAGAAUGAGCACUAAGAAGUCUCCUGAAGAAAUGAAGAGCAUUUUCCAAAAAUAUGCAGCCAAGGAAGGCGAUCCAAACCAGCUAUCAAAGGAGGAGCUGAAGCUGCUGAUUCAGUCAGAAUUCCCCAGUCUCCUGAAGGGUUCGAGUACUCUAGACAAUCUCUUUGAAGAGCUGGAUAAGAAUGGCGAUGGAGAAGUCAGUUUCGAAGAAUUCCAAGCAUUUUUCAAAAAGAUAUCACAAUGAAGAAGCCAUCAAGGAGCCCCAUCACCACCUACUUAUUGAAUCCUUUGCAAUCAUAAAGAUCUAGCUGUGAGAGCAAGAUACUGUUAAUAAAUCAAAUUCUAAGACAUGUC
Messenger RNA from Peromyscus californicus insignis, 613 nucleotides. It is a transcript of the gene S100g, whose product is annotated as S100 calcium binding protein G. The coding region runs from base 264 to 503 and encodes 79 amino acids. The transcript has 2 exons. Gene Ontology annotation, cellular component: cytoplasm. The record is from RefSeq and is a predicted model, not a curated record. NCBI's taxonomy places the organism in Eukaryota, Metazoa, Chordata, Mammalia, Rodentia, Cricetidae. Gene Ontology annotation, molecular function: calcium ion binding; transition metal ion binding.